Molecule: messenger RNA, 5851 nt
Organism: Ceratosolen solmsi marchali
Lineage: Eukaryota; Metazoa; Arthropoda; Insecta; Hymenoptera; Agaonidae
Gene: pcm
Product: 5'-3' exoribonuclease pacman
Exons: 21
Coding region: 15-5708 (1897 amino acids)
Biological process (GO): rRNA catabolic process; nuclear-transcribed mRNA catabolic process
Cellular component (GO): nucleus
Molecular function (GO): 5'-3' RNA exonuclease activity; RNA binding
Source: RefSeq, a predicted model, not a curated record
CCCGCGCGCACAAAAUGGGGAUACCAAAGUUUUUUAGAUUUACGAGUGAACGAUAUCCUUGCAUCGUUAAAAAAUUAAACAAUGAACAUCAGAUACCUACAUUUGAUAAUUUAUAUUUAGAUAUGAAUGGUAUUAUACAUGUUUGUUCUCAUCCAAACGACAAUGAUGUAACAUAUCGUAUAUCAGAAGAAGAAAUAUUUAAAAAUAUAUUUCAUUAUAUAGAAAUACUGUUUCGUUUGGUAAAGCCCGAGAAACUGUUUUUCUUAGCAUUGGAUGGCGUAGCACCUCGUGCCAAAGUUAAUCAACAACGAAGUCGUCGAUUUAAAAGUAUAAAAAAUAUGGAACUGAUUGAAGCCAAGGCACGGGAACGAGGUGAAAAAAUUCCUGAAGAAAAAAGAUUUGAUUCUAAUUGUAUUACACCAGGAACAGUAUUCAUGGCAAAACUUAAUGAACAAUUAAAGUAUUUUGUCACAUAUAAAAUAUCUACGGAUAAGCUGUGGAGAAGGUGUGAAGUUAUUUUGAGUGGAUCCGAUGUACCCGGUGAAGGGGAACAUAAAAUAAUGGACUAUUUAAGGUAUAUAAAGGCCAAGCCAACUUACGAUGGAAAAACUCGUCACUGUUUAUAUGGUUUAGAUGCAGAUCUUAUAAUAUUGGGUUUGUCUACACAUCAACCAUACUUUUCAAUACUUCGGGAAGAAGUUAAAUUUAAUAAAAGCGCAAUGAGGUCGACAAAUAUAGAUGAACUUCAAUUUUGUCUUUUACAUUUAUCUUUGCUAAGAGAUUAUAUUGAACAUGAAUUUUCUUCCGUUAAAGAUAAAUUAAGGUUUAAAUUCGAUAUUGAAAGCAUAAUAGAUGAUUGGAUUUUAAUGAGUUUUUUAGUAGGGAAUGAUUUUAUUCCAUCAUUGCCAUAUUUCUACAUUGGAAAUAAUGCAUUUAUAUUUAUGUACCAAGUGUACAUAAAUACAUUACCCACUUUAGAUGGUUACAUUAAUGAAGGUGGAAUACUGAAUCUCAAACGCUUUAAAAAGUUUUUACAAAAACUUGGACAAUUUGACAUCGACUAUUUUAUUCAAAGUUCUUCUGACACAAAGGAUUUAGAUUUAAAAAGUGAUAAAAUACCAUGUACAAUGCUCAAAAAUGAUAAUCAUUCACCAAAAUUAUUGGCAACAAAGUCAGAAGAUAGUCAUGGUCAUAAUGAAGAUAAUGAAAAUGACAAUGCUAAUAUAGAAGACAAUGAUAAUUCUAAUAAAUCUGACAAGUUUGGUAAUAAUCAUUUUUCGCUUCAUGAAUUCGAAAUGUAUAAGCAUGAUUAUUAUAUGGAUAAAAUGCAUAUAGAGAACGAAGAUAUAGAUGAAAAAUUUUUUCAAGAUCAUAGCGAAAUGUACAUUAAAACACUACAAUGGAAUCUUCAUUAUUAUUAUAAUGGCUGCUGCAGUUGGUCAUGGUAUUUUCCUAACCACUAUACGCUAUUUAUAUCAGAUAUUAAGGAUUUUGAAAAUUUUAAAAUAGAAUUUGAUAUGGCAAAGCCAUUUUUACCGUUCGAGCAAUUAUUGGCCACCUUUCCAGCUGCUAGUCACAGCUUAUUGCCCGCAGCUUAUCAUAAACUUAUAAUCGAUAAAGACUCUCCAUUACAUGAAUUUUAUCCAGAAGAUUUUGAAGUCGAUUUAAAUGGAAAGAAACACGAGUGGGAGGCAAUAGUUUUAAUUCCACUCAUUGAUGAAAAACGUUUAUUAGAAGCAAUGGAGCCAUGUAACAAAAAUUUGACAGCAGAAGAAAAGAGAAGAAAUCGACAUAAACAAAUGAGUGUAUAUACAUACACUGAGAUUAGUCAAGGAUUUCAUAUGGCACCCGAAUAUUUUCCCAGUAUCGAAAGUUAUGCACAAAUCGAAUUAGUCGAUAGGGAAACUAUCAUAGUACCUCAAGAUAAACUAAUUAAAGGAAUACAUAAGGGAUUUGAUAGAGAUGUUUUAUUACCUGGAUUUCCCAUGUUACAACACAUUCCACAUACCUGUUUGGUGUCAAAGGCAAAGUUAAAGAUAUUUGAACUGCCUUCGAGAAACGAAAAUAUGAUUCUUACUCUUAUACCAAAAAAGGCCCCACCUAUAAAAGAUUUAGCUAAGAAAUGGAUUGGUAAAACUGUGUUUGUUAGUUGGCCAUUUUUAUCAGAAGCAUUGGUUGUUGAAGUAUCUAACAGUAAACUUAAAAUGCUGACCAACCAAACGGGGAAAUCAGCGGAUGAGAGCAAUUUAAUAACCAAAUAUCUAUCCGAGAAGGAUAUUACAAGAUGGUUUUCUUCACAUAAAUUUAUAAAUGAAACUUACAAAAUGCAAAUGGGUAUAGAAAUUGGAGAUAUUGAGAUAAUCGUUUGGGCAUUACCCAUUUUGGGUAAGCGCUACGUGUACGACGGAAAAGGAGAAAUGAUUUUAGAAAAACAAUGGAGUGACAAACCAUUGGCAUUCGCAUAUCAACUUACUCUUUUCGACCUUAAAGUGCAUGAACAAUAUGAAAAUCCUGUAAAACCCAUCACCGAUAUAUUUACGCCGAAGUCCGUAUGCUUCAUGUUAGGUCAUCCGCACUACGGAUCCAUGGGAGAGGUUACAGAUGCGGAAGUAGAUUUAAAAUCAAAUAGAAUCAAAGUGGCAAUGAAAGUAGUACCCGAGCCUAACCUUAACGAAAUUCAGAAAUUGUAUUUAAACUCAAAGAAUAAUUAUAUGACGGUUUCAGUGGCAGCACAGCGUCUAAAUAUAAGUUGUUUUCUUUUUACUAAAAUAACGGGAACUGUUUUUGCGAUACAUAAUGACGAGGAAAAUCCCAAAUGGCAUCACAUAGGAUUGAAUUUGAAGUUUACAAAGAUGAACGAGAAAGUAAUGGGAUACACACAGAAAAUUAACGAUUUGUGGUUCUACAGCGAUAAGACCGUUAAAUUGGUAGACGAGUACAUGAGAAAGUUUCCUAAAUUAUUUCUCAAGUUUGAGAAGCAUAUCUCGUCACCUUACCUGUUAACCGAAUUACUUUUUUCAGAAAAUUGUUUGGAGAGCCUCCAGGAGGUGCUAACGUGGCUAAAGGAGCAGCAGAAGAAACUCAAUUUGACCUUAUGUCCUUGUGACGUAGAGUUUCUCGAGGAAGAUGCCGUGCAAGCACUGGAGAAGGUACUCGAUGAGUCGAUCGAGACUCAGCGCAAAGCUACGAAGACGGUCCUUAUGCAGGUGAAGCCCCACCUGCUCUACAGACCAUGUAUCACGAUCGGGGCUGUGUGCCCGGAUCCCAAUGCCCAGCAUCGGAUCCUCGACAGGAUUAUUUGCACGAGGGAAAACUUCCCGGUGCCUUUGGGCUAUAAAGGCACUAUAAUAAGUCUCCACCUGGAAUCCGACAAUCCAACCUGCCAGGUGAUCUUCGACAAAGAAUUCGUAGAGGGAUUAUCGAUUCUUGGAAGCUCGCCGAACCGAUGCUAUAAGAUGGCAAUCACGGAUUUUAUCAACAUAAGUUUCGGUAUUAAUAUUGAGAAUAAGAAUGUAAGCAAGACGAACAUCGUGCCGUUUUCUUGGAGGCAACGAUCGCAGCAAUCGGAUGAUCAGCAUCAGCAGCAGCAGCAGCAGCAGCAGCAGCAGCAGAAACAAUCGCGCCAACAAUCACAUCGUCACUCUUACCAACAGCAGCACAAGCAAUUUAACGACUCGGCGGACAGUUCGCGAACGCCCGAACAUUUGCGGAAGUCUCAAGCGACAUCUCUGAAAUCCAACAACCAAUCGCCAAACCAGAGCCACUUUUAUUCGAUGUUUGCGAAGGAUGGCCAACAAAAUAACAAGUGCAACGAUAAGUCGCAAAGCCCAGCGAAAAGUUAUUCGAGACACGAUCUGUUCACACAGCCAGACACGUUGAUCAAGCCGUCGGACAAUAAUUACAAGUGUAAUAUCACGCCGAUGACGACGAGUAUGGUUGAGAUGGCGAUGUCGCCCAACGAACUUUUGAUGUAUUACAAUAGCAGGAAGAAGACAGUUGUAUUGCAGAAGCAGUUGAACAGGUGCACGAGGACUUCUUUACCAUCGACGCAAAAUGUAAAGAGUAUAGACACGCAACCGACAAAGACACCGCAGGAACUUUGGAAAGAGCUCAAUGAUAUGCAGAAACCUGUAGAGCCGGCAAAAAAGCAAAUAGAGUCAACUGCAAAAGACGAGACGAAUCCAAUUUCAGCCAAUCCCGAUACUUCCCCUCAAGACCCUAGUGCUUUCUUGAAAGCAAUAUUGAAAAUUUCUGACGAAAAAACGCAAAGCAACAAAGCAUCUUCCUCGACUCCGGCGCCGCUGACAAACAAACCUUUACAGUUUACUCAAACGCCAAAAGCAACCGACACUCCGCCCUUGGUGCAACAGUUGUUCGAUCACCAUUCGCGCCAGACGGAGAUGAAGGGCGACAAUAAUUCGUUCUAUCGGCUCCAGGUGAGCUCGCACUUUCAGAUGCUCGGCUCGGAACCGCCCAGGUACGUCUACAGCGAUAGCCAAGAGAAUACCGUGCGCGUCCAGGUCUUACUGCCGGACCUGGGGCUCUUCUUCGGUGAUUACUGUCACUCGUACAACGAGGCCGUCGAGAGCGCCGCCAAAAAGGUCUACGAGGAACUGAAAUUGGACAAAAGGGUGAUGACGUUGCACCCUCCGCCCCGACAGUGGUUCAAUAACACGAUAAAUAAUAUUCGCCAUCCAGGAGCUCAGCCGGUUAACGUGAAUCCCGUGCUACCCUCGGCCUUCCCCCAAGUCCAGCAAGUCCCCCAAAUUCCUCCAAUUCCUCCAAUCCCUCCAAUCCCCCAAAUCCCUCAAAUCCCUCAAAUCCCACCAAUUCCUCAAAUCCCUCAAAUUCCUCAAUUGUCGCAUGUCCGGGCAAUGCAGUUUCCCAUGCCCAAGUGGAAUCCAACGAUCCCACAGAACCCACUAGCAAACUUUACGCAUCACGUUCCCCAACAAAUGAAUCAUCAGUUGCAUCAGCCCAAGCAGCAGGCUCGCUUUCCUCCUCAGUCCCCACGCAGUAACUUUGAGACUAAACCUAUCAAGCACGAGCCCACGAUAAUCAAUUCAACGCCAUUUGUACCCCUUCAGGCGCAAAAGAAGACACGAAAAAUAAAUAAGCAACUCAACAGUGAUGAACAACACAAAGAACCUCAGCAGCAGCAGCAGCAGCAGCAGCAGCAGCAUAAACCACAGGAAAAGAAGUUUCAACAACAGCAACAACAAAAGCAACAAGAAAAAAGGCCUCAACAACAGCAUAAACAGCAGGAAAAAAAAUCUCAACAGCAGGAAAAGAAGUCUCAACAACAGCAGCAGGAGAAAAAGUCUCAACAACAGCAGCAUAAACAGCAGGAGAAAAAGUCUCAACAACAGCAGAAUAAACAGCAGGAUAAAAAGGUACAAAAUAAGCAACAGCAGCAACAGCCACAACAGCAGCAGCAGCAGCAGCAGCAGCAACAAAAACAGCAGCCACAACAAAAGAGGGAUUCGGUUGAUAAUAAAAUGGACCAGAAAUUCAACGAUGUCGAUGCCAAGCAAAUAAACCAAGAGACCAGGAUCAAUAAUAAGUUCAAUGAAUCGGACAUGGAGAGAAGUCCAGCACAGUACGUGCAAAAUGCACAGAAGGGUCAGAAGUUCGUCAAGCAAAGACGAUCUCGAGUUGCUGCUAAAUUUCAAUCCGACCCAAUCACCAAUGGGGGAGAGGAACAAUGAAUAAUAGUAAAUUACGUACAGAAUGAACAUUUUUAAUAUGUACAUGAUUGCGAUGGAAAAUAUUUCCCAAGAGUGAUAAUUUUCAUUAAGAAGGAAGUCUACAGUCUGCAUUAAAUUUCCUUUGUCUUUCUUAUAUAUAUAUA